AUGGCCGCUACGAUGCGCGCAGUCGACAUCAAAGGUGGAAAAGGCGAACGAGACGCCCUCUUCAUCAACCCCGAAACCCCCAAGCCGACCCCCGCCCCGGGCCAGGCCAUCGUCAAGAUCGCCGCCUUCGGCAUCAACCGCAUGGACAUCAUCCAGCGCCGCGGCUUCUACCCCGUGCCCCCGCAGGCCCCCAAGACGCUCGGCGUCGAGUUCAGCGGCACCAUCGAGUCCUUUGGCUCCGAGGACGCCAGGAACGGGUUCCGGGUCGGCGACGAGGUCUUUGGGCUGGCGUACGGAGGGGCCUAUGCCGAGUACAUCGCCGUGAGCACAAAGAUGCUGCUGCACAAGCCAAAGGAGCUCUCCCACGAGCAGGCCGCUGCCGUCCCCGAGGCGUGGAUCACGGCGACGCAGGCGCUGCAUCUGGUGCUGGGCUUCGUGCAAGGGAAGAGCAUCCUCUGGCACGCCGGGGCCUCGGGCGUCUCUAUUGCGGGGAUCCAGCUGGCCAAGGCCGCCGGCGCAUCUGAGAUCUAUGCCACGGCGGGCAGCGAGGAAAAGGUCAAGUUCAUCACGAGCCAGCUCGGCGCCACCGCCGCCUUUAACUACAAGACGCAGGACUGGGUCAAGGAGAUCAAGGAAAAGACGGGUGGCAAGGGCGUCGACUACAUUGUCGACUUCAUCGGCGGCGAGUACUUCAUGAAGAACCUCGACGUGGCUGCCCAGGACGGCAGUGUGCUCCUCUUGGGCACUCUGAGCGGAGGAAGGGCCCCCGAUGCAGACGUCGGCUUGAUCCUGUACAAGCGCCUCCGUGUUCUGGGCAGCACUCUGCGGAGUCGUGAUGAGGAGUAUCAGGGUAAGCUGAGAGACAAGCUGGAGACGUAUCUGGACGACUUUGCGUCACAAAAGUUCAAGAUCUACCUGGACUUGGUGCUGCCCUGGGACAAGAUCCAAGAGGCGCACGAGCACAUGGAGAAUGCAAGGAAUUCCGGCAAAAUCGUAUGCACCAUUUCUUAA
Messenger RNA from Trichoderma citrinoviride, 1011 nucleotides. RefSeq names its product quinone oxidoreductase putative. The transcript is spliced from 2 exons. Gene Ontology annotation, molecular function: oxidoreductase activity. NCBI's taxonomy places the organism in Eukaryota, Fungi, Ascomycota, Sordariomycetes, Hypocreales, Hypocreaceae. The record is from RefSeq and is a predicted model, not a curated record. The coding region runs from base 1 to 1011 and encodes 336 amino acids.